CUUACUGCGAAAGGAUGAAGAAGCACAUGACGUUGGAAGUGAGAACGACACGUGAUACUCGUCAUUCUCACAUUUACGCUUUGGUUAACACCUUCUGUAUCGUAACACUUCGAACGCCUUGCGAGCGGGGAAAGGUUUCGCUCAACGUCAAGGUCCCACCAAAGAUUCCCUCUUGAUCAUAUUCACACCGGCCGUCGUACAAGCCAACAUGGGGAUUUCGAACGGUGCUGUCGAGCAUGCGCAGCGACAUUCUCGUCUCAUGUCGUUGCCGGACGAGCUCCUUCUGUGCGUCGUGGAGCAAAUCGAUGACACGCCAUCUUUGAGGAGCUUUAUUUUAACGUGCCAGAAGGCACAGAGCCUAGCAGAGCCAUGCCUCUGGCGCAGUAUUGUUAUCCGGAAUGGCGAGCAGGCCAGGAUGCUAUUCGGAAUGUUUCUCAAGCGUCGCGAGCGCAGAGCUUUUGUCCAACAUGUGGACGUGAAGCAUAAGCUCGACUCUCAAGGGGAAAUCGGUAUAUUCGAUGGCCAGAUUGGUCUCUUUAGCAACUUGAGGACAUGCAAGAUAGAAUCUCCAUGCCCGAACGACAAUAUUGUCUACAGUUCGACGGGCGAAUUCAGUGAUGGGGAGGGACAGCUGCGGUACUGGAAUGAUCUGCCAAAGUUGAACAAUGUCCAAUCAUUACAUCUACACACACAUAUCCGGGGAACGACAUAUUUCGAUCUCUGCAAUGGCAAAGGCUCGAUCAUUUUCCAAAGUCCUACGCUUCGCCACAUCCAUUUGGCAUGCACAGACAUCACGACCGAGAUUGUCGAGUCGCUUCGGGGCUGUGACAUUAAAACCCCACUAGAAACACUUGUUUUUGAAGAGUGCAACAUCGACUCCGACGCACUCGCGGUUAUUCUUUCGCUGCCAAAGGCGUUGAAGCGCUUAACUCUAGGCGAACGACUCUAUCAUUUCCACGACCCGCCGUCUGAGUGUCUCUCUCUGAGCGGGCCCGGUCUCGCUACCGCCCUGAAGCACCAAGCGCACUCGUUGGAAUACCUCAAACAAACUCAAGUGUACAAACCGAUUCAGAAUCAUUGGUUUAACCUCUCCGAAUCGGAGCGACAACGCCGAUUCUGCUCUUCGGACGCCCUGCCAUUCUUCCCAUCGCUCAAGGAGAUCGACUUGCCCUACGGAUCACCCCUCUAUGCAAUUGUUAAGAAAGCACCGCCUCAACUUGAGAGGAUCAGAGUGCACCAUUUCCACGGGAGCUUAUUGGGACAGCAAGACGUUUUGCUCAAGACCUUGCCUCGUGAGCUGAACAUAAUGAACCAGCGGCGCCUCUCGCAUCUCGAGCUCAUCUUCCCAGAGACAAGAACAAACCGCCAAGACACGCAAGAGCAGUGGCUCGAAACGCUCAUGGAUAAACUGAUCAAACAUGGGCCCUUUCGUCACGAGUCGAUGCGCACGAACAUUUGGGAGUUUGCCAGGAGACUUCGCACGAGGGACAUCCGCCUGACCAUAGACUGGAUUCGCAGUGCUGGAUACAUCCCUCCUUUCAUGGACGGCGAGAUCUUACCGACGCAAUUCAACAUCUACGAUUCGGAUCGGAUCGACGUGUUCGGGCACUACGAAUCUGGGCGAGUGUUCAGAGACAAGGAGUGCGAAAGGCGAGCUAGGCAGGAGGGCAUAUAUCAGGGGCCUGAACCACAAUUCUCGGAGCAUGAUUUGGAGGAAGGAGGGACGGAGGAGGAAGAGGAAGAGGAAGAAGAACUUGUGAUUCUGUGAUCGCAGCGUGAGUGGGCAUGAUGGGCAAGACGUAAGUGCAGGACAGACUCCUGCUCGAAGCUUGUAAAUUUUUCUGCUAGUAAUACGCGCUGUUGCUGGCGUAGUCAGCUUUUGGCCCGGGAAACGCGCCCGGAGGUUCGUGGAGUGCAUCAUUGUCCGAGUCCUCGGCGGAAUCGGGUUCAUCGCCGUACAUCUUCAAGUCGCUGGGCUCUGGUGGGGCUCUCAUCCUCGCGAGAACGUCUUCCUCUAACGAAGGUAUCUCAUAUGGUUUGGGCUGGUGGCAUUCCCGUCCAGAUGGCAUGUUGGACACCAAGGGGUCAAAAGACGGCACGAUCUGUACACUAACCUGUAUUUUCAAGAACCGACACGUCAGCCGUGAUUAACACGAAGUUGUCGAAUGCAAGUGCACAUACUGUAUCG
This is a messenger RNA of Verruconis gallopava, 2188 nucleotides long. RefSeq lists its product as uncharacterized. The record is from RefSeq and is a predicted model, not a curated record. The coding region runs from base 209 to 1768 and encodes 519 amino acids. NCBI's taxonomy places the organism in Eukaryota, Fungi, Ascomycota, Dothideomycetes, Venturiales, Sympoventuriaceae. The transcript is spliced from 2 exons.